Messenger RNA from Rhincodon typus (whale shark), 2008 nucleotides. It is a transcript of the gene chtopa, whose product is annotated as chromatin target of PRMT1a. Lineage: Eukaryota; Metazoa; Chordata; Chondrichthyes; Orectolobiformes; Rhincodontidae. The transcript has 3 exons. Bases 260 to 583 code for a protein of 107 amino acids. The record is from RefSeq and is a predicted model, not a curated record.
GAGCCGGCGCCGCCAUUUCCUCCAUUCCGCCGCCAUUUUGCAGCGCGGGGGGGAAAUCCUGAUUGAAAAAAAACCCCGGGACAACCUCACCCGAGAACCGGGAAGAAAAGUGGGCAAUAACUCGCCCGCAAGUUGGGGAGAUCCGACUAGCUCCAGUUACUAAGUGUGUCUGCGCGCCGUCCCCCACCCGUUAAGUCUGAGCUCUAGCCCGGGAUUGUGGACUGAUCUGGGUUAAUGUGUUGAGCAUCAAAGUCUCAUAAUGUCUGCCCCAUCAACACCAAAGAUUGUGCUGAAAAGCACAACCAAGAUGUCGCUGAACGAGCGCUUUACCAACAUGCUGAAGAACAAACAGCCUCCAACGGUGAGCAUUCGAGCAACGAUGCAGCAGCAGCAACUGGCAAGUGCCAGAAACCGCCGUUUGGCGCAGCAAAUGGAGAACAGGCCCUCUGUCCAAGCUGCUCUCAAGUUGAAGCAGGUGAGCAACAACUUCCUGGUGACGUUUUCUUCUCCAUCAUCCCAGGAUUUCCAUGGCAUGCAUCAUUCUCCAGUUAUGCUUUCUGAAAAUGGUCUGCUCUACAUCUGAUGACCGUGCUCUCCAACCAGCUGUUAACCCAUGUGUAAGAGUUCAUGUGAGCGGUAGCACCUUUUACUUGUUUCCUCUCCCCACGGAGGGAACUGUAUAGUGACUUCAGCUGUAUUGAAAUGAAAUGAAAGGAGUUCUUAUGGAGGACUGCAGACAAGAGACUACUGAAUCAUGUGCCUUACUGACUGACCACUUUUUUUUCCCAGAAGCUGUUGGAUCUUGAUGCAUUUUUCCCAUGAUUUCAGGUGCCGAUAGCAACUUAAUGUAUAGAAGUGCUCUGAAUUCACCCAGGCCGUUUAAGAAAUGUUACCAUUUAUAAUGUAGUUUAAGGAAAAUAAUUCAGUAGUAAGUCCAAGUGAUAUCUUUGAAGCUAUUCCUUCAAGGGGGAGUAUUUUUUUUUUGUUUGUGUUGCUGGCCUCCCACCUAACAGUACAAAUCUGCUCCCCAGCCCCUGGGUGCGUGGUGCAAUGUGACUUCUCACUGGGUUCAAAUUAUAUUGAAGGAAGAGAUUUCUGAAACGUAAACUUUGGAAAAAAUGCAAGUCUUCAGAAUGACACGGCUUCAGUGAGUGCAAGACCUUCUCCCCAAUCGGGGACGUAGUUCACCUCAAAUUUGUACAAACACCAAAGUGAAACAUGGAAAAACAAAAUCAGAUGUUAAAUUGCUAGGUAUUUUGACAUUACUCUAAAGGUUACAUUAGGAUACAUGUUGGGUUUCAGAAGGGAGUUAUACUGGAGGUAGCAGAAAUCUUUAAUCCUCUCAAUUUUAGAGUGGCGUCAGAAAGCUCGAUGACUGUGAAUGUUAACCCAUUUCGAAAAGGGAGGGAUAAGCUUUUCUUGAAGCUGAGGAGGUCAGGGGAAAACCUAAUAAAGGUCUACAAAAUCUCAGAUGUUGACAGUCUGUGUUGUGGAUCUGAGGGGAAACAAGGAUUUUUUUUUUCUCUUGCAAAUGUGUUGACACCCAGAGGUCAUAACAUUUUCCUUUCAAAGAAUAGCAUCUCAAAAUUUUUCUAUAUGACCUAAUGCUCAAGAUUGACAAACAGGUUUCUCUCAUGUUAGAACAUGGCUAAUUUGUCAGAAACCUAGUGGUUUGCUGACUCAUGCUUGAGCUCAUUUUCAGGGUGAUCGUGCACUAACUGUGUUGCAUAUUUCAUUGUCGAUUUUCAUUUUGUAGUUUAAUUUUGCACUUUAGUGGCUCUUGUAUGUAUGUAUGUGACAAAACUAUGAAGAGACGAUGGCGUUCUUGCUGGAUUAUUAUUAAUCCAGAGACCAAAGUAAUAUUCUGAGGAGCUGGGUUCAAAUUCUGCCAUGACCAAUGAUGAAAUUUAUCCUCACUGGAAAGAAAAGUUGGAGUUAGUGUCAAAUGAUGACCAUGAAACCAUUGUUGAUUGUCAUAUAAUCCCGUGUGAUUUACUAAUGACCUUUA